CAGACGAAAAGUUUUCAGAAAACACAGUUGUAUCCUGGCCCUCAUCUCAGGAUUCUAGAAGAUUAACUGUAAUACAAAAUGAUGAAAAAUUAAAGCAGAAUGCUACCCAGGAGAUGAUAUGACUACUGACAGCAUUGUCAAUGGAUUUCCUCCUCCUUAUGACAGCUAUGAGGAAAAAUCUCCAGCACCACAAAAUGGGAUGUGUCCAUACUACGUCAUUGAAUUCUGAAGAGGACAACACGGUAAAAACAUUGUACCUACAUCGUAAGCUAACGAGGAAGUCUCGUAAACAUGCGUCCGGCGGUCAGACGAACGGGGCUGCACUGGAACCAGAGUCCACAGUGGACGUCCAACCUAUAAACAGGAACUACUCUUGUGAUAGCGUGCUGUCUUUAAAUUUUCCUUUGAUGGAAAGGAAUUUUUCUAAAUUCCCCCGCUGGCGAGGAUACAAAAUGUGUAACGUUUGUGACAAGGACGAUGCUAUAGACAUUUCGUUGACUAUGGAAUUGGGCAAACACAAGUUGUGUAACAGAUGUAUGAUGAUCACGGAUAUUAGGAAUAUGAAGUCGUGUGCUACGUCCAAAGUCAGCGCCACAGCUUUCGCUAACCUUUUGGCUUUGACUGCAUUGGAUCUCUCUGCCCCAGCCAGUGAUGCUUUAGUCAAAAACAGGAAGAAUGCUUGGAUACAGCUUGCAGGUCACCAAGGUGCUUUUGCCCCAGCUGGUCCCAACACAAUAUGGAAGAGGAGGAUGAAUAGUAAAGACAAUACUGAAACAAAGGCAUAUGAAAUGUUAAUGAAAGACCCAGCUCAUGACAUUGUGCCAGAGUUCUUCAGGGAGGUGGAGUAUAAUGGGGAAUAUUUUAUAGAAAUAGAAGAUCUUUUACAACAUUUUAAUAAUCCUAACAUAAUGGAUAUUAAAAUUGGGAAAAGGACAUUUAUGGAGUCUGAGGUGAAAAAUCCGGUGCUUCGUAAAGAUUUGUAUGAGAAGAUGGUCAAACUCUGUCCUGAUGCUCCUACGCAAGCAGAGAAAGAACAGCAAGCCAUCACCAAGCUCAGAUAUAUGCAAUUCAGGGAAGAGGAAAGUUCCACUGCAGAUUACGGGUUCAGAAUAGAGGCUUUAAGGGUGUCAGGCGAAUCACCUACCACAAAUUUGAAGAAGGUGAAAACAGUGGCACAGGUAGAAAGUAUUCUCUCUAAUUUCAUACAGGGCCAAGAUUCUAUCAGGUGGCAGUUUCACAGUAGGCUAAAAGACAUCAAGGAGAAAUUUGAAUCAUCCACAUUUCUUAUGUCACACCAGAUUAUUGGGAGUUCUAUUUUGUUUAUGUUUGAUGAGAAGGGUAAUACUGGGGCAUGGAUGAUUGACUUUACAAAGACUUUUCCUAUUCCCCAUGGCAAGACCAUCAACCAUAGGGAUGAAUGGAUGCUGGGAAACUGUGAGGAUGGCUACCUAUUUGGUGUGGAUUCAUUAAUAAAAAUUUUUGAGAACCUUGACUGCUGUACCUCUACAAACAUUCAUGUUCCUCACCACCAGGAUGAUGGCUAACAGGGAAUCUGCUUUUCUACAAUCCACUCUGAAUCUCAUCUCACAAAAACCACACUGGGACCAUGACAUGAUCAUAGAGUUCCAAAGGAAAUGCAUGCUUGCAGUGUUCAACUAAAUGUUUUUAAUAACAUUGAUGUGAUCAACUGUAUAGGAAAUACUUUGUUAAUUAUGACAAAAAUGAUGAGGUACCAUUUCAGUGAAGUACGAUUACUCCAAACAUUGAAAUGCAAGGUGCAAAUGUAUUUUAAAUGAAUUUAACAGAUAUUUAACAAACUAUAUUAAUACUAUACAUGUAUGCUGUAAUGUAUGACUUGAAAAGUGUUCUCUGUUAAAUAGUACUGGUAUACAGGUACAUGUGUGUUGUCCAUUUAGAUUUUUCUUUGUAUUGUGAUGAGUGCUUUCAAUGCACAACAAUGCAUACUCUACAAGUGGUUAUGAAUGAUAUUAUUUACAGCAGAAUGAAUAGAAGGUACCACUAUAAACAAGGUGUGAUAUAUACUAUUGAAUGCAAAUGAUGAAAAAAUCAGGAAUUGUUCUCACUUAUAGAAAUUAAAAAUGUAUUAGCAUGAAAAUACAGUUCAUUUUAAGCUCAAUUUUGUCUCUGUUAGAAUAUUGUAUAACCAAAGUGAAGCUGUUUUAGAAUUUUAGAACUGUCAGACUGAAUAUAGUUUCAGGGUACAAAUUUUUAAAGUCCAUGUAGUUUAAUAAUUGCACAUAUAAUCAGUAAUGUAUUUUGUUGAAGUAUUUAUUUUUAAACAUUUACUUUUAAACAGUAUGUUGUAUUAUGUAUGUAUUCAGACAGUGUUUAGUGUAGGGGAGGGGAGACCACCAAAAGACAUUUGUUUUGUAAAACAUUGUUAUCUAUUACAUUGACUUUAUACUUUUUUUAUACGCCUGUCUAAGACGGGACGUAUUAUGGUAUGGCAAUUGUAUCCGUCCGUCUGUCCCGCUUCAUGUCCAGCUCAUAACUUGAAUACUAUGAGACCUAGAAUCAUCCAACUUUGUCAGCUGAUACAUCUUGUUUAGAGGGUGGGUCACACUUCAAAGUUAGGUAACUGUGACCUUCGAUUGAGACUAUAUGGCAAAAUCCUGUCUGACUCAUAACUUGACAGUUAUUUGGUCUAGAAUCAUUAAACUUGGUAAGUUAAUGCACCUUGGGUAGAGGGUGUGUCACACUCUAAAUGAAGGUCACUAAGACAUGACAAUUAAUGUGAGUAAUUAUUUUGUUUCUAAUAUUAAUGAUAUAGAUAUACAGUAUUGUACUUCAAAAUUCACAAAGACUUAACAAGCACAUCACACAACAGAUAAAGGAAUUGUACAAUGAUCAUAGCCAUGGUGUUUCAAAGAGUUCAUUUAAUUUUGAUUAGAACCAAAUUCUGUCUGUCCAAUUAAGAUUCCAUUUGUCUUUUGGGAGUAAUGAUCUAAGCCAUGGUGUUUCAGAGAGUUCAGCAGGACAUGCAAAGAUCAUUUUGAUAAGAGGCAAAUUGCAUCUGUUCAGUUGAGUGUAAGUAAGAAGGCUGUGGAAAUAAUGUAUCAUUCCUCAAGUUAUUGUAUAUGGGGCAUUUCUUUGUACAACCCAAACAUUGUUAAUAAUUAUAUCAUGUGAAAAAAAUCUAGAUACAAGUAAUAAAAUGAAACAUGUUUUGAAAUGUAGUUAUUUGAACAAUUCAAGAGAUAUAUUUACAAGUCAAUUGCUGUACCAAGAUUAACAUGAUUUUGUCCCAUGCACUCUUCUGUUUAUGAUUAAUAAACAUUUGACAGGCAGAUCAUGUGCCAUGGUGGUGCACUUCAUUUAUUAUACGCACGUCUUUAGACAUAUUAUGGUACAGCAAUGUCUGUUUGUCCUUCCGUCCGUUUGGGGUUUUUUUCUUUCGUUUCUAUGUAUUUUCAUAUCUCUGUCACACAUCAAGCUGUAACUUGCUAUAUAGCUUCUUUGUGGGUCACUCUAGAUCAUGUUGCAAUUUUGAUCUAUUCUGCCCUCUCUUGGAGGAGUUUUGUAACUUCAUUUGACAUUUUUUAGCCGAGUUGCAAUGAAGUUGAACUCGGCUAUUGGUUUGGUGAUGCGGGCGGGCAUCAACAAUUGGUUUCCGGAUGAUAACUCGAAAAGUUUACAAUCUAAUCAAAUGAAACUUUAAUAUAUUGUUUGGUACCAGGUAAGGAAGACCCCUAUUAAUUUUGGAGAAAAAUGGUCUAAGGUCAAGGUCACAGUGACUGAAAAUUUCAGAAAAAUUUGGUUUCCGGAAGAUAACUCAAAAAGUUUACAAUCUAAUCAAAUGAAAAUUUGAUAUAUUGUUGGGCCCCAGGUAAGGAAGACCCCUAUUAAUUUUGGAGAAAAAUUGUCAAAGGUCAAGGUCACGGUGACUGAAAAUAGAAUGAAAAUUUCACAAAAAAUUCAGAAAGUUUAAAUCCGAAUCAAAUGAUACUUAAAGAUAUUGUUAUGUACCAGGUAAGGAAGACCCCGAUUGAUUUUGGAGAAAAUAGAUCAAAGGUCAAGGUCACAGUGACCAAAAAUAGAUUUAAAAUAAAAAAAAAAUUGGUUUCAGGAGGAUAACUCGAAAAAAAAAUUAAUUUGAAUCAAAUGAAACAUGGAUAUUUUGUUGGAUACCAGCAAAGCAAGGCCCCUAUUAAUUUUGGAGAAAAAAGGUCAAGGUCACAGUGACCAAAAAUAGAUUGAAAACUUCAGACAAAUAUGGUUUCUGGACAGUAACUCGAAAAGUUUAACUCCAAACUCCUUUUAAAAAUGUAUUCUCAAGAAUUUUUUAUGUUAUAUCCAACAAUUAGUUCUUCACAAUUAUAAAUAUGCCACAUCAUUCCUGACUUUACAAUGUAUCCCAUGCAACUCGGCUCAUGCACCCCUGGGUGCAUAUAUUGAUUUUUUUUUGGUUAACUCCUUUCACAGUUUUCAAGUGAAGACUUUUCUUUUUAGAGUGUUUGUAUCGGUAUUAAAGAUGUGAAAGGAUUUUGAUUUCCUUCAAUUUUUGAGAAAAUUACAGGUUGUUGAACUUACUCAGUUUUGAGGAAUACAUGUACUGUAAACAUACUUUUUUUUGACAGUGUCAUAAUUCCACAAAAUAACAAUUUCUGUUCAUAGAUUUCUUGGAUUGCCAUUGUAUGUCCUAAAUGUACUUAAAGUAUGCUAGACAAAUUACUGCAGCAUAAAAUUUAUGACAGUGUACAUGCGUAAAUUAUUCUGAUGUGGAAAAAAAACUACAUCUACAUUAUUACAAAGUGAGUAUAUGGUUUGUCCAUUUAAAUUCCUUUUACAGUUUUCAAGCUAAGGCUUUUGUAAACAACUUGAAGAUGUGCUUAUUGCAAGUAUUUUGAUUCCCAACAAUUUUAUAGUUUUCUUUGAUGUUUGAAAAAGUUACAGGUUGUUGAACUAGGUCAAUUUUUAGGAAAUAUUGUACACACAGAGCUCUCGGUUUGUCUAUCUACCCCCUGUCACAGUUUUUAAGCUAGGACCUUUCAUUUCACAGCUUGAUAAUGGCUGAUACUACCCUAAGUAAAGUUCUACAACUCCUGGCAUUAUUGUCAUGUUUGCUAAUUAGUGUCAUAGAAAACAAACCCCUUAAAAUGAACACCCUACAUAAGCUUGUAACAGGCGUAUUAUGUACCGUUACAAACUCUUUCAAAUAAACACCCUACAUAAGCUUGUAACAGGCGUAUUAUGUAUCAUUACAAACUCCUUAAAAUAAACACCCUACAUAAGCUUGUAACAGGCAUAUUAUGUACCGUUACAAACUCUUUCAAAUAAACACCCUACAUAAGCUUGUAACAGGCGUAUUAUGUAUCAUUACAAACUCCUUAAAAUAAACACCCUACAUAAGCUUGUAACAGGCGUAUUAUGUACCGUUACAAACUCUUUCAAAUAAACACCUUACAUAAGCUUGUAACAGGCGUAUUAUGUACCGUUACAAACUCUUUCAAAUAAACACCCUACAUAAGCUUGUAACAGGCGUAUUAUGUAUCAUUACAAACUCCUUAAAAUAAACACCCUACAUAAGCUUGUAACAGGCGUAUUAUGUACCGUUACAAACUCCUUCAAAUAAACACCCUACAUAAGCUUGUAACAGGCGUAUUAUGUACCGUUACAAACUCCUUCAAAUAAACACCCUACAUAAGCUUGUAACAGGCGUAUCAUGUACCGUUUCUAGUAUUCUUUGUUUUCAACCGUAUGAUAUUUUGCAUUCCAAUGCUUUGUCUCGGAAUAUCUAGCCAAUAUAUUCACAGUGUUUGACAUUUGAAAUCUGCUUAAAUGAAAUAUCUAAACAAAUUGUGGUGUAUUGUAAAAACUUUGUAAAUUGUUUAGUUGUUGCCAAGCAGCAUUUUUUUAUGCAUUGAAAAAAUGUGUGCAGAAUGUUUAUUGCAAACAUUAAAUUGAAUUUAUGAUAAA
This is a messenger RNA of Ostrea edulis (European flat oyster), 5937 nucleotides long. Its product is annotated as inositol-trisphosphate 3-kinase homolog. Gene Ontology annotation, molecular function: inositol tetrakisphosphate kinase activity; inositol-1,4,5-trisphosphate 3-kinase activity. Gene Ontology annotation, biological process: inositol phosphate biosynthetic process. The record is from RefSeq and is a predicted model, not a curated record. Gene Ontology annotation, cellular component: nucleus; cytoplasm. NCBI's taxonomy places the organism in Eukaryota, Metazoa, Mollusca, Bivalvia, Ostreida, Ostreidae.